This is a messenger RNA of Ceratotherium simum simum (southern white rhinoceros), 2230 nucleotides long. RefSeq names its product mitochondrial E3 ubiquitin protein ligase 1 (gene MUL1). Lineage: Eukaryota; Metazoa; Chordata; Mammalia; Perissodactyla; Rhinocerotidae. The record is from RefSeq and is a predicted model, not a curated record. Gene Ontology annotation, biological process: organelle organization; protein ubiquitination. Gene Ontology annotation, cellular component: mitochondrion. Gene Ontology annotation, molecular function: ubiquitin-protein transferase activity.
CGACCGGCAGCGGGUUUCCGGGCGGGGCCGUGCGGGCGGUCCCGGGCGGAGGGCGGGGGUCGCGGGGCCGCAGCUCGGGGUCGGCGCCUGCGGCUGGGCGCGGCGCAGCCAUGGAGGGCGGAGGGCGGCCGUCGCUGGGCCAGGUCCUCCUCCUGGGCACCAGCUCCGUGGUCACCGCCGUCCUGUACUCCGUGUACCGGCAGAAGGCCCAGGUCGCCCGGGAGCUCAAGGGAGCUAAAAGAAUCCACUUGGGUGAAGACUUGAAGAGUAUCCUUUCAGAAGCUCCAGGAAAAUGUGUGCCUUAUGCUGUUAUUGAAGGAGCUGUUCGAUCUGUUAAAGAAACGCUAAACAGCCAGUUUGUAGAAAAUUGCAAGGGGGUAAUUCAGCGGCUGACACUGCAGGAGCACAAGAUGGUGUGGAAUCGAACAACCCACCUUUGGAAUGACUGUUCAAAGAUCAUUCACCAGAGGACUAACACGGUGCCCUUUGACCUGGUGCCACACGAGGACGGCGUAGAUGUGGCUGUGCGAGUGCUGAAGCCCCUGGACUCGCUGGACCUGGGCCUGGAGACUGUGUACGAGAAGUUCCACCCCUCCGUCCAGUCCUUCACGGAUGUCAUCGGCCACUACAUCAGCGGUGAGCGGCCCAAAGGCAUCCAGGAGACGGAGGAGAUGCUGAAGGUCGGGGCCACCAUCACGGGGGUGGGUGAGCUGGUCCUGGACAACAGCUCCGUCCGCCUGCAGCCGCCCAAGCAGGGCAUGCAGUACUACCUGAGCAGCCAGGACUUCGACAGCCUGCUGCAGAGGCAGGAGUCGAGCGCCAGACUCUGGAAGGUGCUGACGCUGGUGUUUGGCUUUGCCACAUGUGCCGCCCUCUUCUUCAUCCUCCGAAAGCAGUACCUGCAGCGGCAGGAGCGACUGCGCCUCAAGCAGCUGGAGGAGGAGUUCCGGGAGCACGAGGCGCAGCUGCUGAGCCGAGCCAAGCCCGAGGACAGGGAGAGUCUGAAGAGCGCCUGCGUCGUGUGUCUGAGCAACUUCAAGUCUUGCGUCUUCCUGGAGUGUGGGCAUGUCUGUUCCUGUGCUGAGUGCUACCGCGCCUUGCCGGAGCCCAAGAAGUGCCCCAUCUGCAGACAGCAGAUCACCCGGGUGAUUCCCUUGUACAACAGCUAACGGUCUGGACGCCCCACAGUUAGACAGGGGAGGACCCCCCUUUCAGGGAUUUUUAUCUCGAGGCCUUUAGAAGAGCAGUGGUGGGGCAGCUGUUCCCUCCAGGUGUGGUUGUGUGAUGGAGGGAGGGAGGUGGGGAACUAUCCCGAUCUCACACGUCCAGCAACAGGACAUUGCCUCUCCAACGUGAGAGGGGACCCUUUCCACCACAGCGUGAGAAUCAUAGCCCCACCCUGGGGUGGGUGUGUUGGCACGGCGUCCCUUCCCAGCAACCAGCCCAGUGUGUGUGACUGAGAACACCUCAUUGCUUAAGUGCCAAAGCCAAUGACCUUCAGCUCUUCUGCUUCUGUGUCUUCUGGUCCUUUCUGGUGAAUUGUUGAUUCCUGUGGACUUGAGCCUUGAAUGACUCAGCCAGAGGGGAGGCAGAAUUGGGCUCUGAGUGUGGUGUAUGCCUCGCAGAGCUGCCUCUGAAGAGACUCUAUCAUAGUCUUUCUUCCUUUUGCUUACACCCCAGCAAAAAAUUGUCAGGCUAGACAUGUCACUUGUGUCCCUGUCCCCUCACCUCCUUGCCUCCUAAAUGUGUACUUAUGUAUGUCAGGACAAAAGAAAGUGGAGUCCAGCAUCUGCCUUCCACCUAAAAGGAUGGAACUCUGGUCAGCAGAAGGGAGAAGGGUCACUUGAAGGGACAAUUGGAAUGGUGGUCAUUCGGCAGUCCCCAGCAGUGGUGAAGACAGGGCAGCUUGGCUGCAGCCCUCCUGGUGUCUCCACUGACCCUGGCACGCCUCUGGCCAUGAUUUGGACCUCCUGAGGCCUGAGAGGGCUGAGGGGGGGGGCUCUGGUUUUCCCUGCCUGAGAUGAGCUGGAAAGGCCUCACCACCCGAAGGAAGUGAUAAGGAUACUAAGGACGCUGCUGCCCCAGCCUCCUGGCUUUCUCAGCUUCUCGCCAAGAAACACUAGCCAGCCAGCAUCCUAGCACAGAGCCUUUUCCAGGCUCCCUCCCCGUCCUUUGAAAGUUAACAUCCCAUGGGUGUAGUCACGUUGCCCUUCCCACAUUACUGUCCCCC